Camelina sativa (false flax) is the source of this 566-nucleotide messenger RNA. RefSeq lists its product as uncharacterized. NCBI's taxonomy places the organism in Eukaryota, Viridiplantae, Streptophyta, Magnoliopsida, Brassicales, Brassicaceae. The record is from RefSeq and is a predicted model, not a curated record.
CGUUAAACGUUCAUCAUCACACUUCUUGUAGCUCCGUCCAUCUAUCUGCAAUCCUCUUCAAUCAUACCCAAAAAAAAAAAAAAAGAAACAGUGAUGUCUUCCGUUGCAGACUUGGUCAUCAAGAGCUUUAACCAUGCUUCCACGGCAUGUGAUGAAGAUGUGGUGGAUAGUUUUCGAGCAGCGUAUGUUGAGAAUGGUGGUGAUGAUGAUGACAGUGGCUAUGAUUAUGCUCCUGCUGCGUAAUUGGCUUCUAUUAGUAUAUAAUUGUAAUUUAGGAGGAGAAAAAGAGAGAGACAAAGUAAUUGAGAGACUUUUACCCGAAAAAAAAGAAGAAGAAGUAACUGAGAUAUCGAUAUCUAGCUAGGCCGUUUAUGUACGACAUAGUGUUGUGAGUCUUCUUAUAGGGGAUUAACAUUGGUUUCCUUAGUUGUAGGAGCAAAAUCAUCUCUUCCUUUACUAUCACUUUUUUUUGUCUCAUAAUUAUGCAAGGUUAGUGUAACUUUCAUUUUACUAUAUUUUUUUUUUAGUUUCCUAUUGAAUCAACACGUUUCAUAGAUUUUGGUGAA